CAAGUCACAGAAUCAUAAACACCAACCGGUUCAAUAGUUAAAACGUAAUACACCAUUUUCUAUCGCUUUUUUUUCUUGUCCCGUUGUGUUUUUCUUUUCCUUUUCUUCUUUUCCUUUUGUUCUCUCACAAAAAGAAAGUUUCUCCGAACGAAAACGUUGACUCCUUGCUUAUCCUCAUCCCAUUAACUACUUGCAAGUAUAGCAACCUAACUCCCCUUCUUCCACCAACUUUCCCUUUGAACAUUUUCCAUCAUAAAUUCUCCAUCUCAUACACUAUUCACUCCUUAAUUUCCCUUCCAUAAUUCCCCCAAACACCCCGUUAAUUAACCCACCCACCUUCCAUUUCCCGAGAAUAUUCCCGGAGAAAACUUUAUUUUGUGGUUUCUCCGUUAACCUUCCCAGAAAGUCGAGAGCGAACUUUCCCGGAAAAUGGAAGGUCGCCGGAGGAUAACGCUUUACGACCAAAUGACAGCUAGCAACGACAAUACCAACAGCGGCAGCAGCAGCCGAGACUCACUAGCGAGCCUCAUGCUCGAAGACGUCGUAUUUAAGAAGGCCGAAGCCGAAGCCGACGCCGAAGCGAGCCGUGACCUGAGCCGAAGCCGGACUCUCCAAGACAUCAUUCGCGAAGAGAAGCCUAACGAAGACGCGAAGGAUCGCAACUCCUGGAAAGCCUUCAAGGAGAAGCUUCGGCUCAAGCGCGCUAUCGGUUUGGCUUGGUCCUCCGCCCCUACUCACAGUAAUAACAGCAAUAAUAACGACAAUGAAGACGGAAGUUUACCUCAAACUCGCCUCCUCUCCGACGACGCGGCGACUCAGCAGAACGACGUCGUUGUGGAGGACGCAAACGAUUCAGAUCCGAUCGCGCGGUUCGGAUCUCCGACGGACAACACGGCAGCCGGCGGCGAUUCCUCCGACGGGGAGAACAACCAGGAGGUGGCGGUUGGCGUGUCGCUGAUGGAUUUGUUGGAGGAAGCUGAGCAGGAAAUGGAUUUGUACAGAGUGAGCGAUGAUGAUGUGGUGGCAGAUUUUGAGAAGAGGGACGAAGAUGAAGCGGAAGAUGAAGAAAAAGAGGGUUUGGUGGAGUAUAACUGCUGCGUCUGCAUGGUGCGCCAUAAAGGCGCGGCGUUUAUCCCGUGCGGACACACCUUCUGCAGAAUGUGUUGCAGAGAGAUUUGGGCCAGCAGAGGGAAUUGCCCUCUCUGCAAUAAUUUAAUUUUGGAAAUUCUUGAUAUUUUCUGACCCAGCCAACAAUUUUAUUUUUCUUCAUUCAAACAGAUUAUUAUUACAUGGUUACAAAUUAUGUGAUUCUAAGUAAUUUAAUUUUCAA
This is a messenger RNA of Vigna umbellata (rice bean), 1330 nucleotides long. NCBI's taxonomy places the organism in Eukaryota, Viridiplantae, Streptophyta, Magnoliopsida, Fabales, Fabaceae. The record is from RefSeq and is a predicted model, not a curated record.